AUGUCAAGCACCAUCACCCGCAAUCAGGGUGCAAGGAUUGAGGAUUUGGAUGACAUUCUUGCAACUAGGGCUCCCGAUUUUAAACACAAAUUGGGCAAGUGGAAGCUUGUUAAACCAGCCUGGAUACCCAAACAAGCCAAUGGUUUUGAUUGCAGCAUUGUCGUUGUGAAGAUGGAUAAGAGUGAAGACAUUCGAAGGGAGGUGGCUAUUAACUUGGUCAUCGCUGGGGAGCACAAUUUGAGAGAUAAAAUCAUACAUAUGAAGAGUCCUGUAUCUUAUGGUGAUGGAGCAGCUGUCACGAAUUCAAAGGGUAAGGUGAUGUUUUCUGCAUCAUUCUUCUAUGGGGAUUGUUCAAAUAAGAGUGACAUCAAGUUGUGGCCUUUUAAGGUCAUUUCUGGUCCUACUGACAAGCCAAGGACUGUUGUCAACUACAAGGGUGAAGAUAAGUCAUUUGUUGCUAAGGAAAUGUCGACUAUGGUGCUUAUCAACAUGAAGGAGAAUGUUGUUGAGGCUUUCCACAAUGUUGUUCUUGUUGGUGGAUCAACCAGAAUUCACAAGGUGCAGCAGCUAUUACAGGACGUAUUUAAUGGGAAGGAGUUGUGCAUGAGCCAUUGCCAAUGA
Molecule: messenger RNA, 621 nt
Organism: Ilex paraguariensis (yerba mate)
Lineage: Eukaryota; Viridiplantae; Streptophyta; Magnoliopsida; Aquifoliales; Aquifoliaceae
Source: the annotation of a GenBank genome assembly